UCUGCGAGCAUAUCUCCCAGUUGGUCUCGAGGUACGAUGCUGGCCUAACAAGCCAGUCGACGUAUGUUCGAGUCCCGGUUCGGGAGAGACUGUUAAUGUCAGUAGGAUCGUAGCGCUAGCCCCGCAAUUGUCCUGUACACUUAACAGUCGGCUGCGAAGUCUGUGUAUAGAUAAACAGAAGGUCAAAUUCCGAAUCGGAAUGUAGCACCAAGGCUUUGCCUCUACUCUGCGAGCAUUCGAAAACGUGAUAAGAACAAAAGAUUAACGUUCUAAAAAAUCAUUGAUCGAACUUGCCCCUGUUUAUAAACUUAGGAAUGUCAACUGUUCCCUUUUUUUAGCUGCUAUUAUUAACCUUGAAUUUCGCUGGAUCGAAUUCAUUUCAGCUUGAUUUUUUACGAUAUCAUUUUUAAAGUUAUCUAAUAAAUAAAACGCGCAAUGUAAGAACAAAACUAUACAUUCACUCAAAAACAGUCAACCGCCUCAAAAAGCUAACCAAUCUUAUUACCAAAAAAUCAAAGGGGAUUUAUUCCUUUUUAGAGCCUGGGUCAUUUGCAAGACAAAUAGCACUGACGUGCUAAACAUUAAUAUUUUAUGAUAGGCAUAAUUACCUCGAUGGACUCCACUGUUUUUAAAUACUCUUUCAAAACUGUUUGGGCUUCAUUAUUUUAAUGAAUUUUAUAGAGACUCAGUGUGAUGGUAAUUUCGAAUUCUACCGUCAGUCAGUCGCAGCAGCGUGCGAUGAGUCACGAAACCGAAUUCGACCACAUCCGGGUGCAAGACAACACAUUCACGGAAGCCACCGAUGACUCGCCGGACUGCAUUUGUGUGCCGAGCAAACGGUGCAAGAGUACCGCCACCGGUAAACAGGCAAGGGAUGCCCUCUGCGGAUCAGGAAAUACCUGCUGUCGCCGAAAUGCCAUUAUUCCACUACCACAUGCGGUUGGCCAUACUCUGCCACCCCCUCCAACGCAACCAACAACCACUCCGAGGACUACCACUACAAGGACUACCACUACGGGACCACUUCCUAGUCUACCACUAAGACCUCCAGCCGAUCUCCAAACCCCAACCUUUGCAGAUCCAUCGAUAGAUGCGAGUUUGCUGUUGGAAAUCACCGCCCUCCUGGACCAGUUCAACGGCCCCAAUAAUCAACUCGAGCUGGAAGCCGAAUUUAUCUUCGAUAUGACACCGUCCGUCGUUGUCAAAACGACUCCAGCUCCCGCCACUAUUCCCACAACAACCACUACCAAUAAACCAACCCCUCUCAGAGCCCAGAAAAAGUGUGGCCAACGACGGGCAGCUUUGGCUAGCCGGAUUCACUUCGUAGACGACGACUCCAAUAGCGUCGAGCAACGUCUCAGUGGGACGGUCAACUUCGCUGAAUUUCCCUGGACUGUUUAUAUAGAGGAACGUCUCACCAAUGGGAGUUUUCUGUAUAAAUGCGGAGGAGCUCUGAUAUCGUCCGGAGCCGUUGUGACGGCUGGCCAUUGUGUAGCUAAUGGUCGCAACACACCGCAGCAAUUUCGCAUCAUCGCCGGUGAUUGGGAUCGUCGUCAUCGCCGGGAGAGGCUUCCCGAUCAGCAGCGACUCGUGGACCGAAUCGUACUGCAUCCGAACUACUAUUCCGGUUCGUUGUUUAACGACAUCGCAGUUCUGGUGGCUUCCGCUCCCUUCAAUGAUUCACUCGCAAAUGUGGCUAGCGUUUGUCUUCCCUCUCCAAGGGAUUCAUUCUCCGGGAGUAGCUGUAUUCUGACCGGUUGGGGUGCCAGUCCGGCUACGCCGGAAUGGGAGGAACCGAUUCAGCAGUACGUUUCGAUGAGCCCACUAACCACGGAACAGUGCAACCGGCAGCUACAAAGCAACGCGUCACUUGGCAGGCGAUUCCAGAUGCACGAUAGUUUCUUGUGCGCCGGAGGCGUUCGAGGAUUGGAUUCCUGCAAGGGUUCUGGUGGUAGUCCACUGAUUUGCGAGCGGAAUGGAGCCUAUUUGCUGGUAGGGGUUAUGUCCUGGGGUGUUAGUUGUGGACAGGGGGUUCCCGGGGUGUUUGCCGGGGUCCCCCAGCAAGUGGGAUGGAUUCGAGAAGUUAUUGGUGGAUCAAACGAUGAUGUGCUCCUUUUUGCGUAGAGGAAUGUCUGAGUUUUUUUUUGUAAAUAGGUUUGUGAAUAUAAUUAUUUGUUUUAAGUUCUGAUUCUACUGGAAUAGAGUUGGAAAAUAAAGUAGUUGAAUUGGGUUGUUUAGCUAUAUCAGCUUUUCAUAUCAUCUGAGAGAUCUGAAUUUUCUAAGUGAAACGUGAUUUAAAAAAAAUCUAUCGUUGUCCUUCGCUUUUUAAAUAACGAUUUAAAACUGCCCGAAAUCUGCUCGAAUCGCUACAAUGACAGUUCGCCCAUAUACCAACUGUCAUUGUAACGUUUUAGAGCGAAUUUUUAUUUUUUAUUUAAAAAUCGAAGGAUAAUGAUAUUAAGUUUUAAUAAAUCACGUUUUGUUCAGAAAAUUACACUAUUUCAGAUGUUAUAUAAAAAUCGGAAAUCCGUGAAUAGCUAAACAACCCAAUUGGUAUUAUAAAUGAAUGAGGGCCAAUUGUGAACGAAUAAAUGUGUGUGAGAAUACGAAA
Molecule: messenger RNA, 2611 nt
Organism: Wyeomyia smithii (pitcher-plant mosquito)
Lineage: Eukaryota; Metazoa; Arthropoda; Insecta; Diptera; Culicidae
Product: inactive CLIP domain-containing serine protease A28-like
Exons: 4
Coding region: 694-2124 (476 amino acids)
Biological process (GO): proteolysis
Molecular function (GO): serine-type endopeptidase activity
Source: RefSeq, a predicted model, not a curated record